Messenger RNA from Paramecium sonneborni, 1764 nucleotides. Lineage: Eukaryota; Ciliophora; Oligohymenophorea; Peniculida; Parameciidae. The record is from the annotation of a GenBank genome assembly.
AUGUUUGGAAAAGUGAUUGUCUUGAUUGUUUCCAUAUUAAGUUUAUUACUUACAUACAAUUUCAUCAGGACAUCGCUUGUAUAUAAAAAUAAACAAGAGGUUGACCAAAUCUUAAGUUAUUUGAACAAAUACUUGACUUAAACUUAUUUUAAUCCAAUAGCAAUUAAAUCAUAAGUAACACUCUAAUAUUGAUUAAGUAUUAUAGUAUAACUCAAUUUUGGUCAAACCAGAAGCUGAUUAUUGCAAAAGAUCAGAUUUAUACAAAUUUUACCAUUCCGAUAUUGUGAUGAAAGAUACCUAUACUUUUAGAGAAGCAAGAGGAGUAAUAAGAGAAACAUUAAGAUCUUCUUAUUAUGAUUGCAUUCCGUAAAUGACAUAUAAAUAAAAAAACACCUAAUGUAAUAACAUAAUAUAGAAUUUGAUAGUUUUACCAAGACACGUGUUGCCUGUACAAUUAACUUUACCUUUUACUUAUUAUGAUUAAUUGGUUCAUAAAUUUUAAGUAGGUUCAGGUAUGAAAAUCAAAUAAUUAGAUAGAAUCAUUAUGCUUAUUCCAAAAAUACAAUCACUUAAUUACUAGACAUGUACUUUCUCAUAAAGAUAAUCUUAUGAAUAAUUAAUACUAAUAUUUAGACGAUAUUAGAAAGAGAGGACUUGAUUAAGAUUGUAUUAACAAUGCUACAUUUAUCCCUAAGACUUAUAGACUUUUUAACAAGCAAGAUUGUGAAGAGUUCUUCACAUAUUUAGAUUCACAUGAAUAUAAAACAUUAAUUGAAAAAGAGGGUCCUCAAUUUAUAACCAAAGUUGGUUUAGAAGUUCAUAGAGGAAGAGGAAUUAAGGUGCUCUUUCCAGAUGAAACUUAAAUUUUGCAAGAUAAUUAUAAACACGGUAAAAGAUGUGGAAUAGAUAAAUCUUUGCUUGUUGCUUAAAAAUAUAUAGGAAAUCCUAUGUUAUUUAAUGAUCACAAGAUAGAAUUUAGAGUCUAUUGGGUACUUGCAUCAACCAAUCCAAUUAUUGCUUAUGCAUAUGAUAAAACAUUAAUUAGAAGAUGCAUUGCUCCUUUUGAUAAAUUUUCUUUAGAUAAGGAAGCACAUGUAUGCAAUACUGCCAUUGUUUAGAGCACUUUAUAAAAGAAAGGAUCAGACUUAUUUAUGAAUGAUGACAAUUCUGAUGAAUCUGAAUUAUAUAUAGAUUGGAAAUUAGAUUAUCUUUAAGAUCUUUUAAUAAAACAAGGAAAAGUUAAAGACACAAAAUGGCUUUAAAAAUAUUUAUAUCCAACUAUUGAUCGUAUGAUUAUCCAUGCAAUCAGAUCAGCAUAAUAGAAAUUCAAUAGAGAUAGUAGAUUAGCUGAAUUUUUUGCAGCUGAUUUUAUAAUAACAGAAGAUUUAUAAAUUUAUAUUAUGGAAAUGAACUACAAUCCAUAAACAUUAAAGACAACUUUGGCUCGAGAAAAACAGCAUGCCAAAAUGACUUAAGAUAUGAUUGAAAUAUAAAAUGCAUAUCUCAGAAGCAAAUAUUUAAGAUUUAAAAAAAUUAUAACAAGAUUGGCCACCAAAAUGAGCAAAGAGAAAAGACCUCUUGAUUAAUUGUUAACAAACAAAACAAUCGAUGAGAUUAAUGCAGCUUAUGUUGAUAAACUGGAUUAAGGAAUAUAAAUAAGUGAAAACAAUCUAUUUAGAUUAAUAAUGGAUGAAAAUCAACCAGGAUUAAAAAAGUACAAAGAUCUGAUAUAAUAAAAGUGUAUUUGAUAGAUUUAUUUUUGAC